Messenger RNA from Dicentrarchus labrax (European seabass), 2265 nucleotides. RefSeq names its product V-type proton ATPase subunit d 1. Gene Ontology annotation, molecular function: proton-transporting ATPase activity, rotational mechanism. The transcript is spliced from 8 exons. Gene Ontology annotation, cellular component: early endosome; lysosomal membrane; plasma membrane proton-transporting V-type ATPase complex. NCBI's taxonomy places the organism in Eukaryota, Metazoa, Chordata, Actinopteri, Moronidae. The coding region runs from base 73 to 1125 and encodes 350 amino acids. The record is from RefSeq and is a predicted model, not a curated record. Gene Ontology annotation, biological process: proton transmembrane transport; vacuolar acidification; vacuolar transport.
GUCACGUGGUCCAGUCAGCUGAUGCUAGCGCUCGGUAGCCGGACGGUGAGACGGAUCUGACGGUCAGACAGGAUGCCUUUCUCCGAGCUCUAUUUUAACGUCGACAACGGCUACCUGGAGGGUCUGGUCCGAGGAUUUAAAGCGGGAAUACUGUCCCAGGCGGAUUAUUUAAACCUCGUUCAGUGCGAGACCCUGGAAGAUCUGAAGCUCCACCUGCAGAGCACAGACUAUGGCAGCUUCCUGGCAAACGAGGCGUCUCCGCUCACUGUGUCUGUUAUCGACGACAAGCUGAAGGAGAAGAUGGUCGUGGAGUUUCGCCACAUGAGGAACCAGUCAUACGAGCCGCUCGCCAGCUUCAUGGACUUCAUCACGUACAGCUAUAUGAUUGAUAACGUCAUCUUGCUGAUCACGGGAACCCUCCACCAGCGGGCAAUCUCUGAGUUGGUGCCAAAGUGUCAUCCACUGGGCAGCUUCGAGCAGAUGGAGGCGGUCAACAUCGCUCAGACCCCCGCCGAGCUUUACAACGCCAUCCUGGUGGACACGCCCCUCGCUGCAUUCUUCCAGGACUGCAUAUCUGAACAGGACUUGGAUGAGAUGAACAUUGAAAUCAUCCGUAACACACUUUACAAGGCUUACCUGGAGGCUUUCUACAAGUUCUGCUCCAACCUCGGAGGAACCACAGCUGACACCAUGUGUCCUAUUCUGGAGUUCGAGGCCGACAGGAGAGCCUUCAUCAUCACAAUCAACUCGUUUGGCACCGAGCUGUCCAAGGAAGACCGCGCCAAGCUCUUCCCCCACUGUGGCAAGCUUUACCCAGAAGGCCUUGCUCAGCUGGCCCGGGCAGAUGACUACGAGCAGGUCAAGGCUGUGGCUGAUUUCUAUCCUGAGUACAAGCUGCUGUUCGAGGGUGCCGGCAGCAACCCAGGCGACAAAACACUGGAGGACCGUUUCUUCGAGCAUGAGGUGAAGCUGAAUAAGUUGGCCUUCCUCAACCAGUUCCACUUCAGUGUUUUCUACGCCUACGUCAAGCUGAAGGAGCAGGAGUGCAGGAACAUCGUCUGGAUCGCUGAGUGCAUCGCCCAGCGGCACCGCGCCAAGAUCGACAACUACAUUCCUAUCUUUUGAGCCGCCUCCUUCUCCCUCCCACCUUCCAUUUCUUCUCCUAAACCGUCAUUUCAUUCAGUCUUAUCUCUCGAACAGUGUCUCCAGUCCCACCUUGGUGUUAAAGAUUCUGAUGGUUUGAUGCUAAAUUUUCUCCAUUCUUUCACUCGUAGGUGUAAAUUGGUUCCCAACACCAGAGUUUGUUGUUGUAAUGUGAGUUACAGCAGGGCUCAUUAUUGCUUGCAAAGUAAAACACAUAAUCAAAUGUAAUAGAACAUUUUAAAGAAGGAAAGAAUCGCAUGAUCCAACAGAGGUGUUUGGUGCUUGACUGAGCUCAGCAGGUAGGGGAGGAGGCAACUCAUUUUACUUUCAAACACUUGCCUCUGACUGUCAAAACUUUCUGAUGUUGUAUGUUUACGUGGCACACCCUGUCCAUCCAUCACCUCAGCUGGUAGGAAUACAACAAGAAGAAUUUGCAAGUCCCAGGAAUGAACCCAACACACACACCAGGGCAGGAACUCCCAGCACAGCAAACACCAACCAUCUUUUUGAGAUCAUGUUAAUCUCCAGGCACAUGAAACCCUUAAAGGUUCAGUAUACUUUAUGUUUUACAUUCAGCAACUACCAAAAUCAGUUAAUGGUUCCGUAUCUAAACCUCACAUGAUCCCACAACAUCAGCCAGUCUGGAACAAAGCGGACAUGAAAACAUUCCUCACCUCAGCAUCAGUCUCCACCAGGUUCUGUAUAACCUGUAUUUAUUUCUGUUUUAGUGCUAGGUUUUGUCAGCAUGUCUGGUCAUUACUGUGCUUUCCCCCAAAAAACUAAUGAGUGAAAUGUGUGAGCCCCGCCUUGUUUGCUGUCUUAACUAGAUUGUUGUUAGAUUAUUAAAAAUACAGCAGCUGAACAGGAGCUUCCAGUCCUCACCGUCCCUGUUUCUGUGUGAACUCUUGAGUUUCUGUAAAUGAACGUACUGGAAUGAGGCAGAAUCUAGUGAGUAUAUGACAGACUUAAUGUUUAAAGUAUACAAAGAUAUAUAGAUAUUUAAAGAUGACUAUGAUUUUGUUUUUUCAUGCUGUAAAAAUUGAUUUAUUGCUGUUUUGAUCUGUUUCUUACUUGUGAAAUGUGUAUUGUAAAUGUGACAAAAAAUAAACAGACUAAACUGGA